AUGGCAAUCGCCAUGUUUGCAAAGACUGGCGCAGGGGUACUCAAGGGCUUUUACAUAUUUGAAAUAUGUUGCGGAUGUUACUUCCCACUGAUCUCAACUCUUAGAGCCAACGUUAUUCCAGAAAGACUAAGAGCGAACUAUCAUCAAUAUAUUCAGACUUCCCAUGAAUGCUAUCGUAGUUUUACUUCUGAUCUCAAAUUUCUCUAUAUCGACUCAGUGCGGCCUGUGCUGCCUAUUGUUGUGUAUUGGAUACUUGUGGGCUCAUGUAGCGCUAUAGAUGUGUGGCCAUCUUUUCAAAGUUUGCUGUCCGUUGCCCCGUUGUCUUGCCAAAAGCGCCAACGUCAAACUUACUAUAAUGUUGCUGCCCUCUGUAGUGAAACUCAUUCUCAACUUGUACAUAUACAGCAACACGAUUACCUGCUCUUUAAUAAUAAAUCAGAAUUAUAUGAAAAUUGUUGCACAUUUACAUACAUCAUGAUUGUCAACAAAAAACUUAUUUUACAUGGCGAAUCUGCCCAUCAUAAUAGCGAAACGCACGAUAUAGUACCGGGUUCCUCAUAA
Paraglomus occultum is the source of this 561-nucleotide messenger RNA. The record is from the annotation of a GenBank genome assembly. NCBI's taxonomy places the organism in Eukaryota, Fungi, Glomeromycota, Glomeromycetes, Paraglomerales, Paraglomeraceae.